AUGCUGAUCAACCGACAUUCCUGUUCGAAACUACUUUUUUUGAUGGUUUGGCUGUGCUUGGCAUUUGACAUGAAACCUGUCUCGGCGAUGAAGUGUCGUCUUGGAUUUGUAAACAAGGGUGGAAAAUGCACUUGGCCUUAA
Drosophila sechellia is the source of this 141-nucleotide messenger RNA. RefSeq names its product Accessory gland protein 54A1 (gene Acp54A1). NCBI's taxonomy places the organism in Eukaryota, Metazoa, Arthropoda, Insecta, Diptera, Drosophilidae. The coding region runs from base 1 to 141 and encodes 46 amino acids. The transcript has a single exon. The record is from RefSeq and is a predicted model, not a curated record.